AUGGGUUGUCGCAAGAUCGUAUUGUUAUUCAUUAUCUCAUUAGCGAAAUUCGUAUUUUGCGAAACACUUCUUCGAAUUCGACAACAUGAGUUUUUUGUAAAGGAAGCAUCGUACACUCGUCUUUGUGAAACGAAACACAUUUUAACAGUUAACGGGCAAUUUCCAGGACCGACUUUGUAUGUUAACGAAGGAGAUACUAUUUACGUCAAGGUGCAUAACAAUGGGAGAUACAAUAUCACCAUUCACUGGCAUGGAGUAAAACAACCUAGAAAUCCAUGGUCAGACGGCCCUGAAUAUAUCACACAAUGUCCAAUUCAACCCGGUGAUUCAUUUAACUACAAGGUCAUAUUUUCUAUGGAGGUGGGAACACUUUGGUGGCACGCUCAUAGCGACUGGUCUCGAGCCACGGUCCAUGGUGCAAUUGUGGUGCACCCUCAACCUGGAGAACAAUACCCUUUCCCCAAACCUCAUGAAGAAGUACCCAUUAUACUCGGUGAAUGGUGGAAAAAAGAUGUAACGGAAGUAUUGAAGGAAUUUCUUGCAUCUGGUAGUGCUCCUAGAGAUUCUGAUGCUUACACCAUCAAUGGUCAACCGGGUGACCUUUAUCCAUGUUCACGCCAAGCUACGUUCAAGUUAAAUGUGGAAUACGGGAAAAGGUAUAUUUUGCGUAUAGUAAAUGCAGUGAUGAAUGAAAUACUCUUUUUCGCCAUUGCAAAUCAUUCAUUAACCGUUGUGGGAGCCGAUGGUAGCUACACCAAGCAAUUGACUAAAGAAUAUGUGGUAAUUGCCCCCGGUCAAACACUUGAUUGCAUGUUUGAAGCAAACCAAGUUCGACCAGGGGCCCGCUACUAUAUGGCGGCCAGAGCAUAUUCUUCUGGCAGUAGUGUUCCUUUUGAUAAAACCACCACAACUGGAAUCCUCCAAUACGGAAACGGUGGAGGUUCUAAUUUAACUACCACAUCUCCGGUACUCCCUUCCCUACCCCAUUACAAUGACACCACCGCGGCUUUUGACUUCCUUGCUAGCCUUAGGAGCUUAAACCAGCUUUUAUUCUCAAUAAGCGCGUAUGACACACGUAUAUAUUCAACCAUUUCCAUAAACACAUUCCCAUGUAAGAACAACUCGUGUGCGGGCCCAAAUGGUACACGACUCUCAGCUAGUAUGAACAACAUUAGCUUUGAACAUCCUUCGGUUGACAUACUUAAAGCAUACCAUUAUCAAAUCGGCGGUGUGUAUGGCACGCACUUUCCUCGUGUUCCACCGUUGUAUUACAACUUUACCAGUAGAAAUUUACCGGCGAUUCUACAAACACCUAAGAGGGCAACGAAGGUUAUGAUGAUAGAAUAUAAUACGAUCGUGGAAGUUGUUUUUCAAGGGACCGCUUUGGUUGUAGGGCUUGAUCAUCCUAUGCAUUUACACGGGUUUAACUUUUAUGUCGUUGGAUGGGGAUUCGGUAACUUUGAUGAGAAGAAGGAUCCCAUGAAGUAUAACCUAGUUGACCCGCCGUUUAGGAACACUGUUCUUGUUCCGAUAAAUGGGUGGGCCGCAAUUAGGUUCAGAGCUUCCAACCCAGGUGUAUGGUAUUUGCAUUGUCAUCUUGAAAAACAUCGUACAUGGGGGAUGGAUACGGUAUUCAUCGUGAAAAAUGGGAAUCAAGAUCAAGACCGAAUGCUACCACCGCCCCUUCAUAUGCCGCGGUGCUAA
Molecule: messenger RNA, 1704 nt
Organism: Helianthus annuus (common sunflower)
Lineage: Eukaryota; Viridiplantae; Streptophyta; Magnoliopsida; Asterales; Asteraceae
Product: laccase-15
Exons: 6
Coding region: 1-1704 (567 amino acids)
Biological process (GO): lignin catabolic process
Cellular component (GO): apoplast
Molecular function (GO): hydroquinone:oxygen oxidoreductase activity; copper ion binding
Source: RefSeq, a predicted model, not a curated record